UCCUUUGUACCAAUCCAACAAUGGCCCUUGAAUAUUCUUCAUCCUACUCCUUUCUCUCCCGACUCAUCAUCACUCCUUUUUUCUUCAUAUUUCUCAUUUUCCCUCUGUAUUCAAUAUUAUCAUUCCAUGUCACCUUUACAUCUGCCUCUACACCUGCCACUUCUCUUUCGAAUGUUCAACAAGAUCAGGAAGCACUUACUCUUCUAACAUGGAAGGCUAGUCUUGAUAAUCAAACCCGAUCUUUCCUUUCUUCUUGGUCUGGACGCAAUUCUUGUCAUCAUUGGUUUGGAGUGACUUGUCACAAGUCAGGAAGUGUCUCCAAUUUAGACCUUGAUAGUUGCGGUUUGAGAGGUACACUCCAUAAUCUCAAUUUCUCAUCACUUCCUAACCUCCUCAUUCUUAAUCUUCAUAACAACUCCCUCUAUGGAACCAUUCCAAUCAACAUUGGUAAUCUUUCCAAAUUGAUCAUAGUUCUUGACUUUGGUUUCAAUCAUUUCAUUGGUGUAAUACCUCACCAACUUGGAUUUCUAACAUCUCUUAACUUUCUAGCAUUGUCUUCUAAUAAUUUCGAAGGCCCAAUUCCUCCUUCCAUAGGGAACUUGAGGAAUUUAACCACAUUGUACCUUCAUACUAACAAAAUUUCUAGUUCCAUCCCUAAAAAAAUUGGAUUGUUGAGAUCUCUUAGUGUUAUUGAUUUGUCAGCUAAUAAUCUCACUGGUUUGAUCCCUCCAUCUAUAGGAAACUUAAGGAACUUAACCAUUUUGUCUCUUUUUAAGAACAAACUUUCUAGUUCCAUCCCUCAAGAAAUUGGAUUGUUAAAAUCUCUUAAUUUUCUUGAUUUGUCAACUAACAAUCUCACUGGUCCAAUUCCUCCUUCCAUAGGUAACUUGAGGAACUUAACCACUUUGUACCUUCAAAGAAACAAACUAUUUGGUUCUAUCCCUCAAGAAAUUGGAUUGCUAAGAUCUCUGAAUGAUCUUCGAUUGUCAACUAACAAUCUUAUUGGUUCGAUCCCUUCUUCCAUAGGAAACUUGAGGAACUUAACCACUUUGUCUCUUUUUAAGAAUGAGCUUUCUGGUUCUAUCCCUCAAGAAAUUGGAUUGUUAAGAUCUCUUAAUGAUCUUCAAUUGUCAAAUAACAAUCUUACUGGUUCAAUCCCUUCUGUCAUUGGAAACUUGAGAAAUUUAACCACUUUGUAUCUUUUUAAGAACCAGCUUUCUGGUUCCAUCCCUCAAGAAAUUGGAUGGUUGAGAUUGCUUGAUGAUCUUUACUUGGCAUUUAACAAUCUCAACGGUUCAAUACCAGCUUCCAUAGGAAACUUGUCUGGCUUAACCUUUUUGUCCCUUCAUUACAAUAGACUCAGUGGUGCCAUUCCUCCAGAAAUGAAUAAUAUCACUCAUUUGAAAUCUUUGCAGUUAGGUGAGAAUAACUUCAUUGGCCAACUACCACAAGAGAUAUGCCAUGGUAGUGUUCUUGAAAACUUUUUCGCCUUUGGAAACCAAUUCACUGGUCCUAUUCCAAAGAGCUUGAAAAAUUGCACUAGCUUAUUUAGAGUUCGGCUUGAAAGAAACCAACUUACAGGAAACAUAGCUGAAAGUUUUGGUGUCUACCCGAACCUAAAUUAUAUUGAUCUAAGCAACAACAAUUUUUAUGGUGAGUUUUCUGAGAAAUGGGGGCAGUGCCACAUGCUGACACACCUGAACAUCUCCAACAACAAUAUUUCUGGUGUUAUACCGCCUCAACUUGGGAAAGCAAUUCAACUGCAACAACUUGAUCUCUCCGCCAAUCGUUUGAGUGGGACAAUCCCAAAAGAAUUGGGUAUGUUUCCCUUAUUGUUCAAAUUGUUGCUAGGCAACAACAUUCUUUCAGGAAAUAUUCCUUUGGAAUUGGGAAACUUAUCCAAUCUUGAAAUCCUUGACUUGGCAUCAAACAGCUUAAGCGGUCCAAUUCCCAAACAACUAGGGAACUUCUGGAAAUUAUCAUCCUUGAACUUGAGCGAGAAUAGAUUUGUGGACAUCAUUCCCGACGAAAUUGGAAAGAUGCAUCAUCUUGAAAGUCUCGAUCUUAGUCAAAAUAUGUUGACAGGAGAGAUACCACCGCUGCUAGGUGAAUUACAGUACCUAGAAACGUUGAAUCUCUCCCAUAACGAGCUCUUUGGCACCAUCCCACACACGUUUGAGGAUCUGAUAAGCCUGAUAGCUGCUGAUAUAUCCUACAAUCAAUUGGAAGGUCCUCUUCCCAACAUCAAAGCCUUUGCUCCAUUUGCCGCAUUCAAAAAUAAUAAAGGUCUAUGCGGUAAUAAUGUCACUCAUCUCAAGCCAUGCAGUGUUAGUCGAAAGAAGGCCAACAAGUUUUCUGUUUUGAUCAUAAUACUCCUCACUGUGAGCACUCUAUUGUUCUUAUUUGCUUUAAUUAUUGGCAUUUAUUUUCUUUUCCAAAAAUUGAGGAAGAGAAAAACCAAGUUUCCAGAAGUAAAUGUUGAAGAUCUAUUUGCAAUAUGGGGCCAUGAUGGGGAAUUGUUGUAUGAGCAAAUCAUACAAGGGACUGACAAUUUCAGUUCGAGACAGUGUAUUGGCACUGGAGGAUAUGGUACUGUUUACAAGGCUGAGUUGCCAACAGGUCGGAUUGUUGCUGUUAAAAAGCUUCACUCAUCAGAAGAUGGAGAUAUGGCUGAUUUAAAAGCUUUCAAAAGCGAGAUUCAUGCUUUAACACAAAUAAGGCAUCGCAAUAUCGUCAAGCUUUAUGGCUUCAGUUCAUUUGCAGAGAACUCGUUUUUGGUUUAUGAGUUUAUGGAAAAGGGGAGUUUGCAAAACAUUCUAUGCAACAACGAAGAAGCAGAAAGAUUAGAUUGGAUUGUGAGGCUAAACGUUAUUAAAGGCGUGGCUAAAGCUUUAUCCUAUAUGCACCAUGAUUGCUCACCUCCUGUAAUUCAUCGAGACAUAUCGAGCAAUAAUGUUUUGUUAGAUUCAGAAUAUGAAGCUCAUGUAUCUGACUUCGGCACGGCUAGGCUUUUAAAGUCAGACUCAUCUAAUUGGACUUCAUUUGCAGGAACUUUUGGUUAUACUGCUCCAGAACUUGCUUACACGAUGAAGGUGGAUAAUAAAACUGAUGUUUAUAGCUUCGGUGUUGUGACAUUGGAAGUAAUUAUGGGAAGGCAUCCUGGAGAACUCAUCUCAUCCCUGUUAUCAUCUGCGUCCUCAUCAUCCUCAUCACCAUCAACCAUCCACCACUUACCACUGAAUGAUGCGAUGGACCAGCGCCCAUCACCUCCUGUGAAUCAACUGGCAGAGGAAGUAGUGGUUGCAACGAAGUUAGCAUUUGAAUGCUUGCAUGUUAAUCCCCAAUUUCGGCCAACUAUGCAACAAGUUGCUCGAGCACUCUCAACACAGUGCCCACCAUUGUCAAAAUCGUUUUCCAUGAUUAUGUUGGGUGAGCUGCUGGGUCAUGGUCAUGGGGGUGAAACUAGCUGAGGGUAUUCACUUCUCCAUGUAAAUUUUGUUAUCAAUUGAGUAUUACUGUAAAAGCUUAUAUUGGGUAGAGUAAGAAG
This is a messenger RNA of Vitis vinifera (wine grape), 3547 nucleotides long. RefSeq names its product probable leucine-rich repeat receptor-like protein kinase At1g35710. Gene Ontology annotation, cellular component: plasma membrane. The record is from RefSeq and is a predicted model, not a curated record. Gene Ontology annotation, molecular function: protein kinase activity; protein binding; ATP binding. NCBI's taxonomy places the organism in Eukaryota, Viridiplantae, Streptophyta, Magnoliopsida, Vitales, Vitaceae. The coding region runs from base 21 to 3470 and encodes 1149 amino acids. The transcript is spliced from 2 exons. Gene Ontology annotation, biological process: protein phosphorylation; hormone-mediated signaling pathway.